Messenger RNA from Malassezia pachydermatis, 2073 nucleotides. Its product is annotated as gamma-tubulin dgrip91 spc98 component. Gene Ontology annotation, cellular component: gamma-tubulin small complex; centrosome; equatorial microtubule organizing center. Gene Ontology annotation, molecular function: gamma-tubulin binding; microtubule minus-end binding. The transcript has a single exon. The coding region runs from base 1 to 2073 and encodes 690 amino acids. Gene Ontology annotation, biological process: spindle assembly; mitotic cell cycle; meiotic cell cycle. NCBI's taxonomy places the organism in Eukaryota, Fungi, Basidiomycota, Malasseziomycetes, Malasseziales, Malasseziaceae. The record is from RefSeq and is a predicted model, not a curated record.
AUGAGCCACACGGUCGUGCACGUCACGGCGCUGCAGCAGGGCGAACGUAUACCCCGAGCGCAGCUCGUCGCCGCUUUACGUGCUCACCAAGGCCUAGCGUACGUCCCAGAACAGGCACUGCUGCGUGAUGUAAUCUAUCUCCUGCAAGGCAUCUCGGGCACCCAUGUACGCUUCAAGCAGGAAUGGCAGAUGCCCACCGCCGAUGGCUCGCACCCCGCCGAGACUGUACUGCGCCUCGAGUUUGAUGAAAAAGAUGGCAUUAUCUCGCCUCCGACGCGCGACUUGAUUCAUCGCUUGGCUGAGUUGGGGCAGCUGUACGUUCGUGUGCAGCGCUACGUCGACAAACACACCCAUCCCACACCACGGCACCUGGCCUCACAAAGUCUCUGUCACUUCUUAGCGCAGGAAUUGCAGGCGCAUGGCGAGCUUGUCUCCGAUAUGGAGGCGCAGUGGCAUGCACAGGCCGAAGGCGUGACGCCGUCGCAUCCACUCACUCUACGCCGCCUCGUGCAAACGACGCGCGAGCCUAUUUUACGCAUGCGAUUGAUGAGUACCAUGGUCGAGAGCUGCCGUGAUAUGCAUGGCGGCGCGCUCGUCUCGACCAUCCAUGCGUACACACUCACAGGCGACCCCUUCAUCCGCCGAUGCACGUCGACGUUGCUGGACCACGUCUCGCGGCCCUUCUUUCAUACCCUAUCGCGCUGGAUCUAUGACGGUGAGUUGGACGAUCCCUUUGACGAGUUCUUUGUGGCGCAGGCCUCGUCGCAUACCCCGACGCCGAAGCAGGCGGAUGACUUGGUCGUUCCGACAGAACCUGGCGCUGAUGCCGCAGAUGUAUGGCAAAAUCGCUUUGUUUUGCGCGAAAAUAUGCUGCCCAGUUUCCUUAGUGAGCACUUUGCACGCAAGAUCUUUUCUACAGGCAAGAGUUUGCACUUCCUCCGCGACUGCUGUGGCGAGGAUCGCGCAGAGAUCCAAGGCCGCACGCCACGACGCGCCCUUCGCUACUCAGAUAUGGCCGGCUUGGAGCAUGCGAUUGAUGCCGAGUUUGCCCUCGCUAGUGGGCAUCUCUGCUCUCUCUUCCUGACGCAGUUCCGACUGCGUGAUCACCUUCGGGCGAUCAAGUCGUAUUUGCUGCUCACGCAAGGCGACUUUGCCGAUGCACUGCUACAGACUUUGGGUCCGAGCUUAUCGCGACCGGCCUCGACUCUGUACCAACACAACCUGAGCGCCGCCUUGGAGACGGCCAUUCGUGCGUCGAAUGCGCAGUAUGAGGAUCCCGAUAUUCUGCGCCGUCUCGAUGCACGGAGUCUUGAGUUUGGGCCCGGUGAUACUGGGUGGGACACGUUCACGUUGGAAUACCGUGUCGAAGCGCCUGUCAAUGCCGUGCUUGAUGCCUCUGCUAUGGCGGGCUACCAACUCUUGUUCAACUACCUAUGGCAAAUCAAUCGCGUAGCUGCUGCGGUCACGCUGGCAUGGACGCAAUUGUUGUCGACACACAAAGCCGUGCUGCGUAGUCGGCAGCGUUCGCAACUCGAUGCGUCGUUGCUACCAUCGCUGCACCGAACGCUGGGCCAUUUGCAUGAGAUGGUCCACUUUGUGCGGCAGCUGCAAGGAUUCUGUGAGUUGGAAGGCAUCGCGUAUGCAUGGCAGCAACUCGAGCAGAAUUGCGAUGCUGGCAUUAGCGACUUGGAUCAGCUGAUUGAAACGCAUCGGCAUUACUUGCACACGCUCAUCCAUACGACACUUUUGCGUGGACGACGUGGCCAGGCCGAUCAUUUGGCCGACGAUGUGCGUGCACAGCUCCAAAGUGUGUUGGCGUAUGCCCACUGCGCUGAAGAAUGGUCGCAUCAUAUCACCGCUGAAUUAGCGCGCCUCGCAGGCGGGGUAGCGCCGCUGCGUAGCGCUGCGCACACGCAAAGCGUACUGGUAGAGCGUCUACGCACAGAACACGCCGCUUUCCAGCACCGCCUUCAAGGCAUGUUGAGCACCCUGGAGCGGCACCCAACUCUGACUGUUCGUGACUUGGCCGUACGUAUCUUCGACGACUCACACACAGCGACGAUGGAAUUUUAA